ACAUACAUGCAAUGUCACUUUUAUCAGAUCGUCCUCAAUUAGUUAAGUGUUUACAAGUUUUACUGCUUUUAUCCCACAUUUCUUUUUAGCUUUACUUAAGUGAAAUAUGUCUACCAACGAUGAGCUUGAUAAGAGCUUUCAGACGCCUCCACGCGAAGACCUGAUUCAGACUGCCAUCAAGUUCUUGCAAAAUCCUAAGGUCGUUAAUACACCUUUAGCACAAAAGCAGAAGUUUCUGCAGAGGAAAGGCUUGACAGAUGAAGAGGUACAAAUGGCAUGUGAACGUUCGGGCGCCUAUGAAAUGCAUGAGAAUCAAAGCAGAGUGCCUCCACCGUUACCAGCACAACUUCCAAUACCAUAUAAUACUUACACUCGGAUGGAAGUGUCUAUAUUUCAUAGGAUCCGGAAUGCAGUGCAUAAUGCAGCUAUAUUUAGUAUAGUUGGCUAUGCAUUAUACAAGUUUUAUGAGAAGUUUAUUAAACCAUAUUUAUUUGGAAGAAAGAAGAGUGUGGAGGAGACAGUUGAGGAACUGAAUAAAACAGUGACUGCAUCUGUGGGUGAAUUGAAAGAUGGUUUAGCUAGUGUUAAAGUUGAAGUGGACAGGAUUGGACAGGGAACAGAGACAAGCACGCAAAGGCAAUUGCAGAAUCUUCAAUCAGAAAUAUCAACAGUCAAGGGACUUUUACUCUCAAGAAAUUGUUUUAACAGGAAAAAUUUUCCUUCAGUGUCAAACAGUCCCGUAGUGCCGCCUUCGAUACCGGCAUGGCAGAUGUCUAGUGUGCAAGAACCGGAUACGGAUGGAAAGGGAGAAGAGCUGUUGGAGAUCGGGUCUGGAUCCGGAUCGUCCGAUCCCGAACACGCCACGAAGACGAGCGACAGCAGUCUGGAGAUCAUGUAAUUUUGAGAAUUAUCUAAUCGAAGUUGAAGACGCUCGAGCUAUCUGAUUCUUAUAUCUUUUUUUUCCUCCUCGUUGCAGAUCAUAGGAGGACUUUGAUCUAGUUCCUUUUAAUGUUUCUUAUUUGUGACUGGGAUGAUAUACGUGAACAUCAUUUUCAACGGUUGUUUUAACGUUUUAGAAAAGAAUAAUAAACUAAAAAAAAAGCAA
Messenger RNA from Nicrophorus vespilloides, 1105 nucleotides. RefSeq names its product peroxisomal membrane protein PEX14. Gene Ontology annotation, biological process: protein import into peroxisome matrix, docking. The transcript is spliced from 4 exons. Gene Ontology annotation, molecular function: signaling receptor binding. Gene Ontology annotation, cellular component: peroxisomal importomer complex; peroxisomal membrane. The record is from RefSeq and is a predicted model, not a curated record. Lineage: Eukaryota; Metazoa; Arthropoda; Insecta; Coleoptera; Silphidae. The coding region runs from base 107 to 898 and encodes 263 amino acids.